UACUAGGAUAUUUUUCACCAUUGCUUUUCCUACAUAUAUAUAUUACUAAAUACACAAACAAUAGAAAGACACAGUACUGUUCUAAAUAACAUUAAUAUAUUUUAACGUUUAUUUUUUUUCUCAAGAAGUUGCAAAGUUUAGUAAAAGUGGGGGACUAUUUUGAGCGCCGCCACUUCCGGGGAUAAGGGAAGUUGAAAGUGUUUCAAAAAAAUGCGUCCGUGUGGGUACAACAGAAAGAGCCAAGAUGGAAACUGUAAGUGCGGGACAUAUGAUGAGCUUAGCAGCUCUUCAAAGACAAGACCCCUAUAUAAACAGGUUACUAGAUGUAACUGGUCAGGUUGCACUUUACAACUUCAAUUCUAAAACUAACGAGUGGGAGAAGACCGAUAUUGAAGGCACUCUGUUUGUUUAUGCCAGGUCUGCUUCUCCUCAUCAUGGCUUCACCAUCAUGAACAGACUAAGUACAGUAAACCUUGUGGAGCCCAUUAACAAAGACCUGGAAUUCCAACUCCAGGAUCCUUUUUUGCUCUACAAGAAUGGCAACUUGGGCAUCUACAGUAUUUGGUUCUACGACAAGAGGGACUGUCAGCGCAUCGCUCAGCUGAUGCUUAGGAUCGUGAAACAGGAAGCAGAUCAUGCGCAGAGAAAGACACCAGAGAGGACGGAGGCAGGGAGAACCAAUGGGAUCACAGAAACAAAACCUAUUGACAUCCUGGAGCUGCUUAGCAAAGCCAAGGAGGAAUACCAAAGAGCCCAAUCGGGGGAAUCGGAAAUGUCUGCAGACAAAGUGGAACACCCACACAGAGCACCGUCACCUGAGAAGAGCUCUCAUACAGUGGUGAAGCAGAUCACAGUUGAAGAACUCUUCGGAUCGUCUCUGCCUAAGGAAACGUCUCUCUUUAACAAAGCUGCACAGGAGUCCGCUCCUUCCAGUGAGCUCCCCGCUUUUGUGCAGAAACAAGCGUAUCCUGUUCCCCUCCAUCAAAGUCCGCUCCUCACGGGCCACGAUCCCGGGUCACGCCUGCAACAGCAAGCCCCUAAUCUAAUCCCUUCUCCUUAUGCACUGAACCCCGGUACGGUUUUACAGCACGUGGUCCCGCGGCCAGAUUCUCAGUCCCACUGUCCAGUCUCUCCUCUGAUGAUGCCUUCAGCUGCUUCGGAGCACCUCGCUGUAGCGUCGGGCCUGACAGACCCCGCCACGGCUUCUGCAGCCUUUUUGAGAAAGGAAAUACUGGAUACAAUCAAACCUGGGAUUCCAUCUAUGAAUUCAGACAUCCACAAGCCCAUGCUUGCGCCCAACUUCAUUCCAAACACUCUGGUUCCACCCCACAGCUUCCAGGAACACAAAAUGGAUCUUUUCUCUAAGCCUCCAAACCUCAUCAAGCCGAUGUCUACUCUCCCCAUGAGUCCGGGUCCAGCUGUUCCAGGGUCAGAGAUCUCGGUUCUUCUCUCUCCAAGCGCCUUCCAGCAGAAUGUCAACAAAACCCCCUCAGCUGCAGCUGCAGCAGCACCGGCGGUCCCUUCUGCUGCCGCUGAGCCAUCUUCAGCAUCCGGAGGAGCUUUGGAUUCUCUACCAGCUCAAUGCAGUAAAACUCAGCUGCAGGAGACCUUGAUCCAUCUCAUCAAGACGGACUCAGACUUCCUCAGUGCCAUUCACGACGCAUACCUGCAGAGUUUAUCCAGGGAUUUAGGAAACGUGAAGCUAUAGUCCUGAAAGAACAACUAAAGAUCAACACGGCAUGCUCCACAUCAGUAACACUGAGAUCAGAGAAAAACAUCUUUAUGGAACAAACGUGGGAACAAAAGGAGAUGGAUUUAGGCUUUUCUGACAUUUUAAGAGAAAUGAAAAUGUCAAACCACUGGGUCAGAAGUUGGUUUAAUUUUUUUUUGAAGGACAGAACUACUGCUACAGACAUUUAGUGAGAUUGUCUUUUCAUUUGGGACUGUGGAUUGUUUUUUCAACUAUAAUAACAAGCAAACUCUGCUGUUUCUUCUGUUCAUCAGAUAUUUGUGGAGCUGAAGAUCAUUAGAAGAGUUAUGACAAUUAUUGUUGAUUAACCGAUUCCCUUUUUUUUUUUUUUUUUUUUUUUUAAAGCCACUAGAUGAUGUCUGGGUCUGUAUAUUUUUGUAAAAAUAUACAGAUGCUCCACAACUUUUGAUGUUUUUUUCUGUAAUUGUCUAGAAAAGCACUUACAGUUUAUGAAAAAGUCCCUAAGAAUUUGCUCCUUUUAUGAGUUUGUAGUGGAGCUUCCUUCUGUUCCGCCUUCUUGCAUCACAUCUCUUUUAUUGAGGAGGGGUGUGAUGUGUGACAAAACCACCACAGGGGCAAAUGGAUGUUAUCCUCAGGAUUCUGCAUUUCAACUAUCAUUUAAAAAACUCAAAAAAAUAUGUAAAGGUGACUUAUCUGAAUUCCCCCGAACUGCUAUUUUAAUAUUAGCCAAAGGUGGAGCUGAGGGGCUUGUGAUAGCUCCAUUCCAAAUAUAUCUUUUUAGUUUCACUCUGAGCAAAAUGAAUGGGGAAAAAAAUACAUCAUUCAGGGUUUCUUUUAGUUUUUUUUUUUUUUUUUUUUUUUUUCAGGGUCAUCAAAUGUUAGGUCGGUGAACUUGUAGUAAAAGAAUACUGCAGCACAAAGAACAAUGAAAACUGACCCGAUCCAUAUUCAGAAUGGCUUCCAAUCAUGUCAGAAAUAUACACCAAUAAUCGUUUUGAAGACAAACGUUACAUCUGUGGUCACAAAUGUAAAGCACAUGCUAGAUUUAAUGGACAAUAAAGAGUUUUGGAAGGAAAAAAAAUUAAGUGAAAGCUUGUGUAACAAGUGACAGUAAUCUUGGUUUUCAUCAAAUGUAUUUUGCAUUACAACUCGCAGUAGAUCAGUAUUAAAGCAUUUUAUUUUGUCUUUGGUUUAAAAAGUACACUGAAGUUUCAAAAUAAUGGCAUUAAUAGGUUUGGGUCAGCUCUUUGAAUGUAUUGUUUGCUCUGAAUUUCAACAAAAAUCGCAUUCAUGUUUUCUUUAUUUUUGUCUUUUAUUUUAAAAAAAGUUUCAAUGUAAAUCAAUGGAGCAGUACAUGGUGUAUUGACCUCAUUGUGCCUGUAGACAUUUUAAUUUCAGACUUAAAUGGCUGCAUUUGGGUUAAAUAAAGAGUGAUAAAAAUGUUGUUUUUAUCCUGAUUUUAUAUGUUUAAAUUUAGCUUCAAAUUAAGUGAGGAGGAUUUGGGAUAAAUUGAUCGUUUUGUUCUAGCUCAUUGUACUAAGUUUGCAUUUUUUGUGGUGAUAAACUGCAUAAAUGUAAAGUGUUCUCAAUGUUUAA
Messenger RNA from Oryzias melastigma (Indian medaka), 3307 nucleotides. RefSeq names its product decapping mRNA 1A (gene dcp1a). The transcript has 9 exons. Bases 245 to 1708 code for a protein of 487 amino acids. Gene Ontology annotation, biological process: deadenylation-independent decapping of nuclear-transcribed mRNA; positive regulation of catalytic activity; deadenylation-dependent decapping of nuclear-transcribed mRNA. Gene Ontology annotation, cellular component: P-body. The record is from RefSeq and is a predicted model, not a curated record. Gene Ontology annotation, molecular function: enzyme activator activity; mRNA binding. Lineage: Eukaryota; Metazoa; Chordata; Actinopteri; Beloniformes; Adrianichthyidae.